CGGGCGGGACUCGGGGAGGCGAGCGAGGCCCGGGCGUCGGGGUCGGGCGAGCGCGGGCAUGAGCGGGCUGCUGGGCCGUGCGGCGGCGGCCGUGCUCCGCGGGCCGGGCGCGGGGCUGCGGGGCGCGGGGUCGGCGGCGGGCGGCGGCGCGGCGGCGCGGCUGGAGGCGCUGGUGAAGAAGGACAAGGUGGUGGUCUUCCUCAAGGGGACGCCCGAGCAGCCGCGCUGCGGCUUCAGCAACGCCGUGGUGCAGAUCCUGCGGCUGCACGGCGUCCGCGACUUCGCGGCCUACAACGUGCUGGACGACCCGCAGCUGCGCCAAGGCGUCAAGGACUACUCCAACUGGCCCACCAUCCCGCAGGUGUUCCUGGACGGCGAGUUCGUGGGCGGCUGCGACAUCCUGCUGCAGAUGCACCAGAACGGGGACCUGGUGGAGGAGCUGCGCAAGCUGGGCAUCCGGUCGGCCCUGCUGGACCACGAGGGGGACCAGGACUCCCGGUGACCCACGGCCUCGGCUGCCUCCCUCCUGACCGCCCAGCUCUGCUCCUGUUCACUCGGGAUCGUCGGUGGCUGCUGGUGGACCGGCCGGGCGGGCGGGGCCUCGAGAAAUAAAAGGCAGCGCCAGUCAGGCUGCUGUGUCGGGUCAGCUGGA
Molecule: messenger RNA, 652 nt
Organism: Erinaceus europaeus (western European hedgehog)
Lineage: Eukaryota; Metazoa; Chordata; Mammalia; Eulipotyphla; Erinaceidae
Gene: GLRX5
Product: glutaredoxin 5
Exons: 2
Coding region: 59-502 (147 amino acids)
Source: RefSeq, a predicted model, not a curated record